AUGGGCAGAUCACGGACUGCCACGCUCCCAAUCAUCCCGCUUGCGAGGGCAUCCGUCCUGCUUCCUGGCCUGAUCCAGCGCAUCUCCGUCAACUCGAGCCGACCGGAUAUCCCGGCGCUCCUUGCACACGUCUACGAACAAGCCGCGGCGAGAGGCCCUGACGGCCGCAUCGACGCCAUACCCAUCGCCUGCGUCCCCCUGUCGUCACCUUUCGUGGGCCCUGCUGGCCAACUGCUCAUCAACAAUGGGGAGGAGAUUGAUGCAUCGCAGCUUGACGAGGUGAAUCCCGGAAACGCCAACAAGUCCGAUAUAUUCGGCUUCGGCGUUGCCGCCAAGAUCAUCGGCAUCGAUGGUCGCGGCGCAGGCGAGUUCGCUCUUCGGGUAGAGGGCACGUCGCGAGUCCGGGUAGACAACGUCGUGCGCGACCGGCCCUUUUUCCAGGGCAGGGUGACGUACUACAGCGAUGAAAUUGACGUUGCUGAUAAGCAACUCCAAGACCUCUUCGGGCUCUUGAAAGCCCAAUCUCGGGAACUCGUCACGAUCCUGCGCAUUUCCUCGCUUCUGCCUCGCACCAAAGGCGGGCCGACUUUGUCUCCCGGUGUUACGAAGCGACUCGAGCUGCUCAUCAUGAGAAGGGAGAUCAAGGAGGCCGGCCUCCUGGCUGAUUUCAUGUCCAACCUUGUCGAAGCAUCCCAUGAGGAGAAACUCGGGGUCCUCGCGUCGCUAGAUGUCAAGGUCAGAAUUACCAAGGUGCUGGAGCUGCUGGAACGACAAGUUGGGGGCAUAAAGAACAACUUCAAGAUCACGACGUUUACGUCCGUUCCCGUGAAAAUCAUUGACGGGCUCAACGACAACCCAAGCAAGCGCAACGGUGUUGGGCUACCGAUCCCAGGAAUGAACUUUUUGCCGCUGUCGGGUCAAAUGCCGGCCGGCAACGAUCAAGGCGACGAGCAAGAGGCGGGAGAGAUGGAUGAGCUCAAGAAGAAGCUGCAAAGGGCCCAACUGCCGCCCGACGUCGCCAAGGCAGUGGACAGAGAGCUCAGGAGACUUCAGAAGAUGAUGCCCAUGAACCAGGAAUACCAGGUCACCCGGAACUGGCUGGAAACGCUGUCCGAGAUCCCAUGGUCGGCCAUGACCGAGGACAGGCUGGGACCGGAUACCUUGACAAAGGCACGCAAACAACUCGAUGACGAUCACUACGGCCUCGACAAGGUGAAGAAACGAUUAAUCGAGUACCUCGCCGUUCUUCGCCUGAAGCAAUCCCUGAACGACGACGUGGAGGAGCAGAUUCGAAAGGCAGAGGCGGAAAGCAGCGCCGCCGCGGCCCAUGCCGUCGACAACGGCAACAAUGGGCAACCGCCAGCAGAUGACGCGGCAAGCAGCCCGGAACACGGCGCGAAAGUGCAGAUGCUCCAGUCCAAGAUGAUGGCGGUGGGCAAGUCGCCCAUCAUGCUUCUCAUCGGACCGCCCGGCGUUGGCAAGACCAGCUUGGCAAAGUCGAUAGCGACGGCCCUGGGCCGCAAGUUUCACCGCAUCUCCCUCGGAGGCGUCAGGGACGAGGCGGAAAUUCGGGGCCACCGCAGGACGUACGUCGCCGCCAUGCCCGGACUCAUCGUGCAAGGCUUGCGAAAGGUGGGCGUCGCCAACCCGGUCUUCCUGCUCGACGAGAUGGACAAGAUUGGCAUGGCAAGCGUGCACGGGGACCCCUCGGCGGCAAUGCUCGAGGUGCUGGACCCGGAGCAGAACCACACGUUCCAGGACCACUACGUGGGCAUGCCGAUAGACCUCUCGAGGAUUCUCUUCAUCGCCACCGCCAACAACCUGGACACCAUCCCGGCGCCUCUUCUGGAUCGAAUGGAGAUGAUCCAUCUGCCGGGCUACACCACGCUGGAGAAGCGACACAUUGCCAUGCAGCAUCUCGUGCCGAAGCAAAUCCGAGCCAACGGGCUGGCCGAAGCGCAAGUCACCUUCAACCAGGAUGUCGUGGGCAAGAUUAUCGAAUCGUACACCCGUGAGUCGGGGGUCCGCAACCUGGAACGGGAGAUUGGCUCCGUGUGCCGGGCCAAGGCGGUCGAGUUUGCCGAGGCCAGAGACGGGGGACGCGUCGAAAGCUACAGGUCCGUCCUGACGGUGGACGACGUGGAAAGCAUCCUCGGCAUCGAGAAGUUUGAGGAAGAGAUUGCCGAGAAGAGCAGCCGGCCGGGCAUCGUCACCGGCUUGGUGGCGUACAGCAUGGGCGGCAACGGCAGCAUCCUGUUCAUCGAGGUGGCAGACAUGCCGGGCAACGGCAGGGUUCAGCUGACGGGCAAGCUGGGCGACGUGCUCAAGGAGAGCGUCGAGGUCGCUCUGACCUGGGUCAAGGCGCACGCUUACGAGCUGGGGCUUACGGCCGAGCCCACGACAGACAUAAUGAAGGAUCGCAGCAUCCACGUGCACUGCCCUUCGGGGGCCGUACCCAAGGACGGGCCCAGCAGCGGCAUUGGGCAGGCCAUUGCUCUGAUUUCGCUGUUUUCCGGCAAGCCCGUGCCGCCAACCAUGGCCAUGACGGGCGAAAUUUCCCUUCGUGGCCGAGUGACCGCCGUUGGUGGCAUCACAGAGAAGCUGAUUGGGGCUCUUCGUGCCGGCGUCAAGACCGUCUUGCUUCCCGCGCAGAAUCGCAAGGAUGUCAAGGAUCUGCCGCAAGAGGUGAAGGACGGCCUGCAGAUUAUUCAUGUCAGUCACAUAUGGGAGGCUAUCAGGAUAGUCUGGCCCGACUCGCACUGGGCGGCAGACGGUAACUUUUCGGGCCUAGAAAGCCGCCUGUAA
Ustilaginoidea virens is the source of this 2805-nucleotide messenger RNA. RefSeq lists its product as uncharacterized. Gene Ontology annotation, molecular function: ATP binding; serine-type endopeptidase activity; ATP-dependent peptidase activity. Lineage: Eukaryota; Fungi; Ascomycota; Sordariomycetes; Hypocreales; Clavicipitaceae. Bases 1 to 2805 code for a protein of 934 amino acids. Gene Ontology annotation, biological process: protein catabolic process; protein quality control for misfolded or incompletely synthesized proteins; protein targeting to peroxisome. Gene Ontology annotation, cellular component: peroxisomal matrix. The transcript is spliced from 4 exons. The record is from RefSeq and is a predicted model, not a curated record.